Messenger RNA from Megalobrama amblycephala (Wuchang bream), 2953 nucleotides. RefSeq names its product DLA class II histocompatibility antigen, DR-1 beta chain-like. Gene Ontology annotation, cellular component: MHC class II protein complex; membrane. The coding region runs from base 572 to 1330 and encodes 252 amino acids. The transcript is spliced from 5 exons. Gene Ontology annotation, molecular function: MHC class II protein complex binding. Lineage: Eukaryota; Metazoa; Chordata; Actinopteri; Cypriniformes; Xenocyprididae. Gene Ontology annotation, biological process: antigen processing and presentation of exogenous peptide antigen via MHC class II; immunoglobulin production involved in immunoglobulin-mediated immune response; positive regulation of T cell activation. The record is from RefSeq and is a predicted model, not a curated record.
CAACUCUUAAUCCUAACCCUAUAGUAAGUACAUGUAGUUACUAUAUAUUACUCAGUACUUAAAUGCAUAAUUACUGUGUAACAAAGACACCUUAAAAAUAAAUUGUAACCAAAAAAAGUCUCACAUUAUGCGAUGUUUUGCUUGGGCUUAAUAGUUGGAUAGCUCCUUAUACAGAAGUUUGUGCUCAUAAAAAGGACACUUUUUAUGGAAACUUGCCAGAUUUGUUCAUAAGUAUCUGUUAAAAGGUCACUGUGUAUAAUCAUAGUAUGCUAUUGUAGUUUCUUACUUUAUAUGUCACUGAAGUUACUGAGGAAUCUCCAGUAAGGAAACAACUGUAAGAAUAAAGAAAAAAAAACACUACAGAUUUUAUUGAAAUUAGACAUUGGAUGAUGUAAGAAUUGAACAGAUUGAUAACUGGACAGUGUCUGUGUUGAUAAAUGAAAGAAGGAUACUGCCUAGCAACAUUUGAUAUUUAUAUCUGGAGUAUCUGAUUGGAGAGUCAUCUUAAACUUUCACCCGACAGGAACAUAAAACACUGACAGCUUUCAGCUAGGAUUCAGUGUGAGUGAAAAUGCCACUGCUAAAACACUUGAGUUGUUUUCUCAUUUUGACACUGCCUGUAUUCACAAGAGCAGAAAGUGCUAGUGGAUAUUUCGCAAGAUUCUUACGAUGCAUCUACAGCUCCCCUGAUCUCAGUGACAUGGUGUAUAUUGACAGCUUUUAUAUAAAUAAAUUUAUGUUUAUACAGUUCAACAGCACUGUGGGGAGGUUUGUGGGAUUUAGUAAUUGGGCAAUUGGACUUGCAGAGUCUUGGAACAAAGCUAGUUUUCUGAUAACAGAAAGAGCUGGUGUUGAUAUAUACUGCAGAAAUCCUAUGAAAAACAUUGAUACACCUGACCGUAAUAAAACAGUGAAACCGAAGGUUAUGCUCAGUUUAGUGAAGCAGGCCGGUGGCAAACAUCCAGCUGUGUUGAUGUGCAGCGCAUAUGAAUUUUAUCCUGCACACAUCAAAGUGUCUUGGUUGAGAGAUGGUAAACCGAUGACCUCUGAAGUGACCUCAACAAUGGAAAUGGCUGAUGGUGACUGGUAUUACCAGAUCCACUCUGAGCUGGAUUACACCCCCAAAUCUGGAGAGAAGAUCUCCUGUAUUGUUGAGCAUGGCAGCUUCACUAAACCCAUGAUUUAUGACUGGGAUCCAUCUCUCACUGAGUCUGAAAGGACCGAAAUUGCAAUCGGAGCUUCUGGUCUGAUGCUGGGAAUCAUCAUAGCAGCUGCUGGAUUGACUUACUACAAGAAGAAAUCAAUAGGGAGGAUCCUAGUACCCAAUUAAUGGUAGAUUUCUCAUCACAUUUUGAUAACUCACUUGUCAAACUCAGUCACUGUAUUAAUAAUAAUUAUAUUUCAGCUCUUCAUUCUGACUGCAAGUGGUCUAAUAAUAAAGAAUUUAUCCUUUAUGACACAACUGUUAUACACAAUCCUAAUUCCCACAAUACUUCAGCUAUUGCUUAAUUUUGAAAAUUAUAAGUAUAAAAGUAUAAGAUUGUAGGAUUAUUCCCGAACAAAGCUCACCAAAUUACCACAAACUCCACAUUCCAAAGAUCAAAGAGUCAACUCAUUCCCUUACUGAACCAUUUGUGAGCCAUAAAGUUGGACCUGGAAACUAAAAUGGCUGAUCGAAGAUGGCCCCUCAACGUCUGCUUAAUUACAAAUGCAUUUGAUUGUAGUAACAGAGCAAAAGAUCAAAGAGACUCUCUUUCGCUGUGUUGACUUUAAGAAAACAGAUGGAUCAGCAAACACCCAGGUGUAAAUUCACGGUUAUCAGGAAACUCGGCCCUGCGACACAUCUUGAGGUGAAGAUCACAGCAGGGCACCAUGGGAAUCACCCACAAGAAACUUUCCCUCUGCCCAGCUUUGCAUUUCAAAAGACAUUCCAAAGUUCAGAGACAAUUUAGAAAAAUACUGCCAGAGAUAUGAACUUAUCACCAAAAGCAGUCUCUAACAUAUCAUAUGUAUUAAGCGUGUCUUAUUUUGUUCAUGGAACGUAUGUAAUUCUUUCUGUGUGUUUUAAAUAUUGAUUACUGGUAAAUUUGAAGAAAAUCUACCUCAAUUACAGAAAGUGUGUACUGUUUGGUAUGGUUGUGAUGGAUGAAUGCUUUCCAGUAUUUUGAUGCAAAAUUGAUUUAUGUAAGAUGUAUGACUUUUGAACCAGCAAAAUUAACUUCUCAAAGUUCUGACCAAAAUCCCUAAGUUUGAGAACAAAGGACUGUAAGGACAGUAUGCUAAUUGUAUACAAGGACAGGAGAACUGGGCGUGGGACCCCGCCCAAAACAGGACCUGAUUGGCUAAAACAAUCGGAAAGGCGGAACCAACAAACCGUUCAAAACUCAAUACCGCGCAUUGUGAAAGGGCUUGCUUGCUUUUUGCUUUCUGCUUUUGCUUUCGGCUUUUGCACUUCGUCUUGGCAUUCGCUGAGGCGGCGGACCGAACAUCGUCCUGCCUGCAAGCCAAACCAUUUCAAGACUCACUCAAACCCCUGCAAGAAACUCCAUUUUCUGCAAAGCCAACUUCUUCCCCACGGACGUCGUCCUUCAGAACUCUUGACCGAGCCACGCGCUUCCUUCAACUCCGUCACGAAGGGAACACGCGCUUAAAGGAGCAGCCAACGCAAGUAACACAGGUCUCCCAAUUUUGCUGAGCUGGUGCAAUUUUAUUAAGCAAAUUAAACUAUGGUUGAAUUGCUAGUGUAUUAAUUCUCUCAGGUUACGGUCAGAGAAACUUGUUAAAAGCUAAACAACUGGGGAAUCCAUUCACCUCCAAACAAUAACCUUACCAUUUCCCUGUAACUGAAUGAAUGUGUGUGUGUGUGUGUGUGUGUGAGAGUAUAUGUUUUCCGUUAGAUUAGUUUGUGUGUAGUAGAUUUAGUUCAAUAAAGUCUUGUUUGAUUUUCCAUACA